Rhodotorula graminis WP1 is the source of this 1100-nucleotide messenger RNA. RefSeq lists its product as uncharacterized. The transcript has 2 exons. Bases 30 to 1052 code for a protein of 340 amino acids. The record is from RefSeq and is a predicted model, not a curated record. NCBI's taxonomy places the organism in Eukaryota, Fungi, Basidiomycota, Microbotryomycetes, Sporidiobolales, Sporidiobolaceae.
CUGGCGCCUACAAGAAGGAGCGCGCGCCCAUGAUGCCGCGUGAGCGCAAGGUCAAGCGCUCGUUCAUGACGUGGCUCGUUGGCGACGGCACCGAGGACGACGACGACGACGAGCCGGCGCUCUCGGUCUUCGAGGAGCCGCAGGACGAGAUGGACGCCAAGGACGACGCGACGGCGACUGUCGACGACACGGACGUCUUCAGCUUUGACCUGCUCGUCAGCGCCGGCGCACCCUCGGCGAGCAAGAGCAGCGUCGCCAGCCGGGCCUCCUCCUCGUCGGCCUCCUCGACGCAGGGCGGUCGCAGGCCCUUUGGCCGCCCGACGACGCUCGCCUCGGCGAGCAGCGUCGCGUCGUCGUCGUCGUCGUCGUCUCGUGCGCGCACGCGCCCGUCCUCGUCGACCUCUUCCCGAGCCUCCUCCUCGACCUCGACCUCGUCCGCCCGCACCACCUCGACGGUCGCGCCCGCCUCGGCGGCCCAUGUCGCGAGCACGCUCGCCUACUCGGCGACGUACGACUCGAGCGGCGCGCUCGUCGGCCCGUCGUACGCGCACCUCGACCCGUCGCUGUCGCCCGCCGAGCAGUCGUCGCUCGGGCUCGUCGUGCCCGAGGGGUGGGAGUGGGGCGGCGACCACUUUGAGAUCGCGCGGCACCUGUCGAGCGCCGACGUGGCGUACCUUGAGCAGUUGCCGCUCACGCUGUACGUCGACGAGAUCAAGAGCUACGUCGUACACGCGGGCAUGGUCCCAUGGUCGUCGCUCGACCGCGUCCUGUCUCGCGUCACGCCCGCCUCGCCCUCGAGCAAGAGCAAGAGCAACACGGUCCCGGCCUCGCUCGACUCGACGUCGCCCCUGUCGUUCUCGCCGUCGACGUCGCUCGCGCGCCUCCUCUCGCAGCACUCGGCGCGCACGGCCCUCCUCGUCGACAAGCUCAACACGUCGCCGUUCACUCUCCUCAACAUGCGCGGCCGAGGCCGACAUCGAGUGAGCGGCGGCGCGUUCUUCCUCCACGAGCUGGAUCCUCGUGUACCUCUGUCUCUCUCUGUUCAUCUGUAGCUUUUCCCUCGUCCAGACACGCUGUAGCCAUUCAUGAGCAUCCUCUCG